Penicillium canescens is the source of this 840-nucleotide messenger RNA. RefSeq lists its product as uncharacterized. Lineage: Eukaryota; Fungi; Ascomycota; Eurotiomycetes; Eurotiales; Aspergillaceae. Gene Ontology annotation, biological process: glycerol transmembrane transport; water transport. Bases 1 to 840 code for a protein of 279 amino acids. Gene Ontology annotation, molecular function: water channel activity; glycerol channel activity. The record is from RefSeq and is a predicted model, not a curated record. The transcript has 2 exons. Gene Ontology annotation, cellular component: plasma membrane.
AUGUUCCCACGUCGGGCGUUGAAGCCAUACCUGGCUGAGUUCCUCGGCACAGCUCUGCUGAUCGUCCUCGGAGAUGGCGUCGUCGCCCAAUGCUUGCUUUCCGACUACCAGUACGGUACAUGGUUGUCCAUCAACAUCGCAUGGGCUGCUGCCGUCUGCCUCUCCGGUUACUUGUCUGAUCCCGGUCCGACUAUUAACCCGGCCGUGACUAUUUGCACAGCUCUUGUGCGUCCAUCUGCAGGACAGUGGAGAACCAUUCCAGGCAAGCUGGUUGCACAGUUUCUGGGUGGAUUCGUCGGUGCUGCCAUCGUGUAUGUCAACUACCGUUCGGCCAUCAAAGCUUGGGAUCCCGAAUAUACCAUUCCAUGGGGUUCGAUUCUGAGCCCAUCUGGCCACCAUUCCGCGGGCAUCUUCUCAACCUAUCCAUCGGCCUUCUUCGAGUCGAACUGGGAGGCUGUGUUUGCUGAGGUGUUGGGCUCAGCCGUGUUGAUGUUUGGCUGCCUCAGCAUCUCCGACCCGGGAAAUGCCCAUCGGUUCCCUGCUCCGCAGCUCUCGAUGUUUUUGCUCUUGCUUAGCAUCGGCGCGGCAUUGGGCUGGCAGACUGGCUACGCUCUUAAUCCCGCUAGAGACUUUGGCCCCAGAUUAUUCUCUGCGAUCAUCUAUGGCCGAGAAGUGUUUACAGCGGCUGGCUACUAUUUCAUUGUUCCCCUCUUCGCCCCUAUUGUCGGUUGUACUAUUGGCGCGUUGACUUACGACGGGAUGCUGUUCGAGGGAGAGGGAUCGCGCGUUACCGAUGCGCUGGACAAAGCUGAGGAGCACGGCUCCCUUCGACUGCAGUGA